Molecule: messenger RNA, 4255 nt
Organism: Nilaparvata lugens (brown planthopper)
Lineage: Eukaryota; Metazoa; Arthropoda; Insecta; Hemiptera; Delphacidae
Exons: 5
Coding region: 250-1332 (360 amino acids)
Source: RefSeq, a predicted model, not a curated record
UGUUUUAGUUGCCAGCAGUGGCGGUGGAGUCUGUGUGCUUUAUCGACCGUUCCGACGCGACCAUUCAUGACAUUUUACGUGAUAUCUAGAUUUAUAUAUACAGUAUCCGAGUUAGCCUAGUGGCCAAGCAUUUAUGACAUUCUACGUGAUAUCUAGAUUUGAAGUCACUUUGUUAAAACACGAUUUGUAUCAAAUUUUUCAAAAGACAGAUAGAUUUUUAUGUACAGUUUUUGAGUUGCGUGAUAAUAAAUGGAGGGUGGUAGCGGCGGAUCGCCUGCGGCUACGGCAACUUGUCGCAUGCUCCGCUCCCCGUCGCACGAGUCUGUCACCACCGAUCUGUCGCUGUUCUCCGUCUCGUCGCUAGCGACAUCCGACGCGGCCGCGCGACCCGCGUCGCAAUCGCUUGUGCGCUUCAAGCCGUCCGAUCUCGUCCGGGGACCCAGUCCGAACCCAGACAAGAGUCUCACACCGGCCAGACCCCCGGACAUCCCAGAAAUCCACUGGUUCGAAGAGGAGAACGACUUGAUCCGUAGCUGCGCAGCUCUUAGCUCAGCGCUAGGACUGCAGAAGAGCUUCAGUACAUCGGACAUCAGUCAGCUGCCGGCCGCUAACUCGAAUGCGGCGCCAGUCGCUAAUGCGAUCCCGGUCGCAGGUGCGACUCUCGGUCGUAGCUGGGCCGUUUCCGAGUUGGCACUCAGUACAGUGCAACGAUGCAGUUUCCUGAGCGAUCACCCGCGCCUAGAGCACGCCUCCCGCUCGUGUUCGACGUGGGUGGCCGUGGGUGACGUGGCCUCCACCUCCCAGCUGCCCUCACCACACGGUGGCCACUCAACCAGUGGCGCCGCCUCCGCAACCGCCUCCGCAGCCACCUCCACUGCUGCCUCCGCUACCGCAAACAGUCUACCGCCCCCGCAACCACCGGCCCCGUCCUUCACACCCGCCGACCUCAUUAGAUCCGUCAACAAGAAAGUGCGACAGAACUACAUCAGACGCCGGCUGAUGACAACGUACAAGGCGCUCGAACGCCUGUCGCAGAGCGAGUUCAACCUGGACCGCCUAGAGGUGGCGGCAGCCGCAGCUGCGGUGCCACAACCGCAGGGAGUGCAAGUGCACCUGAGGGUCCCCGGUGCAGCUGCACCACCGACUGCAGCCGUUGCAGCGGCCACUUUGCUUCGUGUGGUGGCAACCAACACCAACAAUCUGCCUCUGACCAUCACCGACGUGGAACGGGAACGCGGCAAGCCGCUCUCCAAGUACGACCGAAACAUGAUGAUAUUCAACUGGCUCCACACGCUUGACAACUCUUCAUUCGAAGGUAUUCAGUGGGAGUGAGACAGUUCCAUCGGAUAGGCAUCCAGUGGGAGUGAGACAGUAGGCUAAAAUCGUCACAAAUUGUGUCAAAGUGCUGUGAGUUUUCAGUGCUAGAAAUUGUGUUUGAAAGAACGAUGAUAUUCAACCGGCUCCACACGCUUGACAACUAAUCCUUCGAAGGUAUUCAGUAGGAGUGAGACAGUUCCAUCGGAUAGGCAUGCAGUGGGAGUGAAACAGUAGGCUAAAAUCGUCACAAAUUGUGUCAAAGUGCUGUGAGUUUUCAGUGCUAGAAAUUGUGUUUGAAAGAGCGUGAUAUUCAACCGGCUCCACACGCUUGACAAUUAAUCCUUCGAAGGUAUUCAGUGGGAGUGAGGCAGUUCCAUCGGAUAGGCAUACAGUUAGAGUGAGACAGUAGGCUAAAAUCGUCACAAAUUGUGUCACAGUGCUGUGAGAUUUGGAAUAGCAGUUCCAAAUCAAGGCUAGAAAUUGUGUUGAAAAGAGCAAAAUGUGUCCAAAGCAGUUAUGGAAAUUGUGUUUGAAAGAGCGAUGAUAUUCAACCGGCUCCACACGCUUGACAACUCCUCCUUCGAAGGUAUUCAGUGGGAGUGAGACAGUUCCAUCGGAUAGGCAUACAGUGGGAGUGAAACAGUAGGCUAAACUCGUCACAAAUUGUGUCAAAGUGCUGUGAGUUUUCAGUGCUAGAAAUUGUGUUUGAAAGAGCGUGAUGUUCAACCGGCUCCACACACUUGACAACUAAUCCUUCAGUGGGAGUGAGAUAGUUCCAUCGGAUAGGCAAUCCGUGGGAGUGACACAGUUCCAUCGGAUAGGCAUACAGUGGGAGUGAGACAGUAGCCUAAACUCGUCACAAAUCGUGUCAAAAAGUGCUGUGAACUUUAGAAUAGAAGUUACAAGUGAUAGAAAUUGUGUGAAGAUCAGAUAGUUAGUCCAAGAAACGUUCCAGAAAGUUCUAUAAGUUCCAAUGUGGCAAUAUUGGUACAAGAUCGUUUCCAAAGCAGUGUUAGAAAAGAGGGGUUCAACGCAGUGCUAGAAAUUAUUUUGGAAAGAGUAAGUGGGGCUCCAAAGCAGAUCUGGAAAUAAUUGUGUGAUAUUCAACCGGCUCCACACGCUUGACAACUCCUCCUUCGAGGGUAUUCAGUUUUCGAAUAGCAGAGGAGCGGUCACAUAUCAGUGCUAGAAAUGGUGUGAGCGUGCUGAAGUCAGUUUAAAAGAGUUCUACUGAGUUCAAAAGAGUUCUAAAAGUUUGAGACCGCCCUUGUUCUGCUGUUAUUUUAUCUAUAAUUUUCGAGAAAUGUAGUUCGUCUGAUACACAAUUUCAUCGAAACAAGUCAACCUUAUAAGAGAGGAAAGAAAACUUUCCAAACCCUCACUAUACAUUCCAUAUUUAUUUCGUUAUUUUAGCAGAUUAUAUUCUUCAAUGUGUGAUAUAGUUAUUGAAUCAAUAUCCUCCUUCAUCACAGUAGCCUAUAUAUUCCUGUGAUUGGGUUGUGAAAUAUUGACGUGUCUUCUUAUGAAUGUAAAGUAAAAUAUUGUACUAUUGUAGACUAGUAAUCUCUUGCGAUGCCAUGACAGCUUGGUGAAUGGAAUCUUCUAGAAGACCUCCAAGCUAUGUCCUCUGUAUUAAUAAGGCCGUGCAUUUGUGUGAUAAUUGAAUUUUACUGUUACUAUAUUGGGCUCAGCAGAAAUAAAAUCUAUAUUUCAUUUUCGUAGCAUUACUUACACCAAAACAUGAGGAAAAUAAUUAUUGUUUUCAAUUAAAAGCAAGCAACUGUAAUAUAAGUCUAAAGAAUGAAGAAGCUCACUAUUAUAUUCAAAUAUGAAGUUAUGCUGCUCUAAAUUUACAUGAAAUUACAAUCAAUAAAACUGUUAUCAACCUUGAACAGCUAGUAUAUAAUUAUAAAAUUUCUAAUUCCAGUAGAAAAAGUUUAUAUUUUGUUAUUGUUUGUAUGUUUGUUUUAUUAUUGUUGAAUUUGUAGAUAUAGUGAAGUCGAAUAAGAAUCAUUUCUCAAUCUAAUUCAAAUUUGUUAGAAGGUCAUCAGUGUGUAAUUUUAUUUUGGUUUUGCAUCUUUUUUUGACAAACAUCUUCAUUGAAACUCUAAUGUGUCGGUUGCACAAAAGCCGGUUAAAUUUAAUCGUGAUUAAUUCCACGUGAACCAAUCAGAGAAGCCGUCUUUUGAAAAAUACCUUCUCUGAUUGGUUCUCGUGGUAUUAAUCACGGUUAAAAUUCAACCGGCUUUUGUGCAACCAUCACUAUAUCUUUUUAUGAAUGUCUUCUUUCGCAUUUUCUUCAUCCCACCGUGGUUAAUUUCUUCUUAUUUCUGAGUAAUGUAUUUUAUGGAUCAAUUAUUUUUUCUGACACUUUUACGCUGCCACUUAACUGGGUGAUACAAACACAAGUCAAUGAAUCCGACCUCACAAUACAUAUCUUUCUCGUUCAAUAGUUGCAAUCAAUAUUUUAAUAUUUUAGCAUUUAAUUCUUACCUGAAUGGGUUUCCCGUGCAUCACACCUCUCAUGUGAUAUUGAAGUCUGAAUGAACAAAACGCUAUUUCAUGAUUGCAUUUUAUCUUUCCCUUGUUCAUGAAUUUACAUUGAAUUUAUUGAGCACUACUUGAAAAUAAUAUUGAUUGGUGUAUAGGUCGAUUGCUCACUGCGAAUACCGUAUCUAGCAAAAGUAGAGUAGAUCUUCAUUAAUGGAGAUUGAUUGAUUGAUAUUUCACUAGCUCACACUUGCUGUAGAAAAAAAUGUCGUGAAAUUAGAAGUGAAUAAAGAGUGACCUUCCAAAAGUUCUAUGUCACUGAGGUUGGAAUGAGAUGAGAGAAUGUGGGAAUAGUUAUUUGUGCAACUAGUGCGCAAAGUGACAGUUUGCUGCACCGAAAGAAACGUUUACGCCCGAGCCGUAGGCGAGGGCGGAAUGGUUUCUUGAG